Triticum dicoccoides is the source of this 793-nucleotide messenger RNA. RefSeq lists its product as uncharacterized. Lineage: Eukaryota; Viridiplantae; Streptophyta; Magnoliopsida; Poales; Poaceae. The coding region runs from base 1 to 642 and encodes 213 amino acids. The transcript has 3 exons. The record is from RefSeq and is a predicted model, not a curated record.
AUGCACGACGAAAUGGGCAGAGAGUUGCUUCUGUGCGUCAACGAUGCCAAUGUUGCACUGAGUCAUCCAGCUGAUGGUGCAUUAUCUGAGAGGACUCUUAGGAGCACGAUGGAGAAGUUCAAGAAGCGGUUCCAUAAGAUGGCAGCUAUGCUUUCUUGCCAUGGUGCUAAGUCCAGUGACGUGUAUGCACCAGGUAGCCGCGCCGCCAGAGCUAAUAAACGGCGUUAUGUCCAGAACGAAGAGGACAUAGAGGAGGAGGUCAAUGAAGAGGAGCCAGCACAUCAAGAGGAGCCAACACAUCAUGAUGAGCAUGAGUAUGAUGCAACACAUCAAGAGGAUCAUGAGUAUGAUGUUGAUGCUCCACAACCAUCACAGGUUACACAACUGACACAAGGCAAUGCCCGCUCUAGAAAAGGCAAAGCCAUAUCUAAGACACCGGGCAAGAAAGGUAGAAAGAAGACAUGGAACACUCAAUUCCAUAGUCCGGAGUAUCCUCAUCAAUUUAUGCCUGCGGGAAUGCAAAGAUAUAAGUCCAACAUUGAUGCAGAGGCGGAGGAGGCUAGCGAAGAGGAGGAGCAUGAGGCUAGCGAAGAGGAGGAGCAUACACUUGCAGAUAUCGUGAAGAGAGGAAGGAAGAAGUGAGCUUGUUGUAGUUUGUUUCAAUGAGCUUGUUCUAGUUUGUUUCGACGAACCUGGUGUAGUCUCUUUCCAUGAACUUGUUGUCGUUUCUUUCCAUGAACUUGUUGCCGUUCGAAUUAAGUUGUACCGGAUUCGUGAAGUUGCUAUGAAUGUU